AUGCAGCUAUUUGUGAAGUGCCCCACUGGCAGGACAAUCUGCCUCAGGGUCCAGCCAUCAGAUACCCUCCUUGCUGUCAAGGCAAAGAUUCAGGAACACCACCGCCUUUUCAUCGAUGGAAAGCAGCUGGAGGACAACCUUACAUUGGCUGAUUACGGCAUCCAGCAUAAGUCCACGCUUGACCUCCAAGAAAGUAUGCAAAUCUAUGUAAAGGAGACGCUAGCAGGCUUGACCAUCACUGUCGAGGUUGACAGCUUAGAUACCAUUGGCAAGGUGAAGUCCAAAAUUCAAGAUACUCAGGGCUUUCCCAAGGGUCAGCAGUGCCUCAUCUUUGCCGACAAGCAGCUGGAGGAUGAUAGCACCUUGGCAGACCUUAACAUUCUGAAGGAGUCCGCUCUUCUCCUUGUUCUCCGUCCGGGCAGUCCAGGUGGUAGGAUGCAGAUCUUCGUGAAAAUGGUAGAUGGAAAUAGCCAAACCUUUUGGGUUGCGAGCUCAGAUUCUGUGGACAGUGUCAAGGUGAAGAUCUACGAGGUGUCAGGCAUUCCCCCCAAACAGCAACGCCUCAUCUAUGCUGGCAAGCAGCUGCAGAACGGUCACAUACUGGAGGACUAUAACGUUCAGAGGGAUUCUACCCUCCACUUGGCGCUCUGCCUUUGUGAAAGUAUGCAAAUAUAUGUAAAGGAGACGCUAGCAGGCCUGACCAUCACUCUCGAGGUUGACAGCUUAGACACCAUUGGUGAGGUGAAGACGAAGAUUCAAAAUAUGCAUGGUUUUCCCAAGGGUCAGCAGUGCCUCAUCUUUGCCAACAAACAGCUAGAAGACGACAGUACCUUGGCAGACCUCAACAUUUGUAAGGGAUCCACUCUUCUCCUCGUCCUCCGUCUGGAUACUACAGGAGAAAGGAUGCCCAUCUUCGUGAGGACGCCGGUUGGAAAAAACAUCCCUCUUGAGGUUGUUAGCUCAGAUACAAUCGAUAAUGUCAAGGUGAAGAUAUAUGAGGUGGAAGGCACUCCCCCAAAACAGCAACGCCUCAUCUUUUGUGGCAAGCAGCUGCAGAACCACCGCACCUUGGCUGACUAUAACAUUCAGAAGGAACACACCCUCCAUAUGGUGUUCGCCCCUAGUGGUAUGUAUGCCGAGAUAAUUAAAAGCACACUGCUGCCCGGGAUGAAUGCAGAAGAGGAGGUUGCCUUGAUAGGCGUAGCAGCUGAGGAAGAAUCAGAGGCAGCAGGGCAGGCGGUGGGGACGGCGCGAGUUAGAUUGUCAAGAAAUCGGAAGCGGGGGCGCGACUACACGGGCGACAAUCAGCAAAUGCAUCUCUUUGUGAAGAGUCCCACCGGCAGGAUAAUCUGCCUCAGGGUCCAGCUAUCAGAUACCUUGUAUACCGUCAAGGCCAAAAUUCAGGAACAUCAACGCCUUUUCUUUGACGGACUACAACUAGAUGACAACCUUACAUUGGCUGAUUAUGGCAUCGAGCAUGAAUCCACCCUUGACCUCCAGGACAGCAUGCAAAUCCAUGUAAUGGAGACGCUAGCAGGCAGGACCAUCACUCUCGAGGUUGACAGCUUAGACACAAUUGGCGAGGUGAAGUCCAAGAUUCAAGAUAAUCAGGGCUUUCCCAAGGGUCAGCAGUGCCUCAUCUUUGCCGACAAACAGCUAGAGGACGACAGCACCUUGGCAGACCUCAACAUUUGGAAGGAGUCCACUCUUCUCCUUGUCCUUCGCCCGGCCAGUUCAAGACGUGGGAUGCAGAUCUUCGUGAAGAUGCUGGUUGGAAAGAUCAUUCCUAUUGAGGUUGAGAGCUUAGAUACCAUCGACAAUGUGAUCCUGAAGAUCUAUGAGGUGGAAGGCUGUCCCCCAAUACGGCAACGCCUCAUCUUUGCUGGCAAGCAGCUGCAGAACGACCGCACCCUUGCGUACUAUAACAUUCAGAAGGACUCUACCCUCCAUAUGGUGUACUGCCUUUGUGAAAGUAUGCAAAUCUAUGUAAUGGACACGCUAGCGGGCAGGACCAUCAUUCUUGAGGUUGACAGCUUAGAUACCAUUGACAAGGUGAAGUCCAAGAUUCAAGACAACGAAGGCUUUCCCAAGGGGCAGCAGUGCCUAAUCUUUGCCAACAAACAGCUCAAGGAUGACGACACCUUGGCAGACCUCAAUAUUUGCAAGGAGUCCACCAUUCUCCUUGUCCUCCAACGGGCCAGUACAAGAGGUAGCAUGCUCAUCUUCGUGGCGACGCAGGCUCCAAAGAAAAUCCCUCUUAAGGUAGAGAGCUCAGAUACUAUCAAUAGUAUCUCAAUGAAGAUCUAUGAGGCGAAGGGUACUCGCCCAAUACAGCAACGGUUCUUCUUUGAUGGCAUGUCACUCGAGGGCCACCGCAAGGUGGCAGACUAUAACAUUGAGGAGGGAGAUGUGCUGGACAUGUUCAUCUGCCUAUGUGGUUGUUGAGAGGCAUACGCGUGGUUAUUAGACGAGUAAUGGUGUGCUAUCAGUAAUAUCAUUCGGUAUGUCAAUGCGUUUAUUACCUGU
Messenger RNA from Lolium rigidum, 2526 nucleotides. RefSeq names its product polyubiquitin-like. Gene Ontology annotation, molecular function: protein tag activity; ubiquitin protein ligase binding. The record is from RefSeq and is a predicted model, not a curated record. The coding region runs from base 1 to 2445 and encodes 814 amino acids. Gene Ontology annotation, cellular component: nucleus; cytoplasm. NCBI's taxonomy places the organism in Eukaryota, Viridiplantae, Streptophyta, Magnoliopsida, Poales, Poaceae. The transcript is spliced from 6 exons. Gene Ontology annotation, biological process: modification-dependent protein catabolic process; protein ubiquitination.